AUGGGGUAUCCUCCACCACCUCGCAGGAUAAGCGACAAGAAGAGAUACUACUACUCCAAUAACCCAAACAGAAGACCCUCAUAUACCAAGAAACCGUACACUAAACCAUUUGGUACUCCAUUUCCGCAGCAGGGCGUCUCAAAUAUCCCAUCACCUUCUGCAGGACCAGUACAUCCUUCUUCAAGUCGACCAGUAUCUAAUCUAGGGCCAGAUGGGAGCGCAAGGCAUUCCAGGUAUGAUCCUACUUCAGGUAGUAAACUACCUGUCAAAGAUCUACAUAAAUAUUCAAGUACUCCCACCAAUACCACCACUAGAUAUUCAGGAAGUCGAUAUAACCCAGAUUCAGAAACAUUAGCGGCCUCUGCCGGUGGGCCUCCAUCAAAUUUUACAGAAUCAUCAUCUAUAAUUAGUCCUGAACCCACAAAAUCUCGAUAUUCAAGAAAUGGACCAAGUAGGUACAAUCCACAGCAACAUAGUAUUCCAAAGACAUUAUAUUAUCCAGAAAGUGCUACGGGAUCACCUGUUUCACCUUUUCAACAUCUAGCAAGUAGUAAUAGACCCAGAUCAAUGGAGUCUAUGAGUAACGAAACAAAUUACAGUUAUGUAGCGCAAAAUAUCAGUGCAAAUGUUCGAAGCAACAAGCACAAUAGUAUCACGAACUCGAAUCCUAACAGUACAAGUGGAUUUUUUAAUAGAAGUAAUAAAUGGAGAAAUCAUUCCGUAGCUGAUCUCAAUACUCCUAUAGCUGAGAUGAAUUCUGGAAGAAGGUCUGUUUCGAAACAUGAUGGAGACAGAUUUAUAAAUUCACCUCCAAGUGCCAUAACUAAUCGCCCCAGUUUUUCUAAAGAUAAUAUCAAUGAAGUAGAAGAAGUCAGUAAUGCAAGUACUCCCGUGGAAGAUCUAGAUAAUUCAUCAACUGAUACAGAACUAAAAUCUUUACAGACGUCAAAUCCACACUCUUUAGGAUCAAGUUUAAUUAAUUCCGUUCCUCAAACUACCAGGGAAACUGAAAAGCAAGCACUGACAGGAAAUAAAAAAGCACUAGGGCCAUCAUAUACACCAGAAUCUAAGGAUGUAGAUUCGACUAUUAGUCAUGCUGACUAUCUUGAUUAUAAGAAAGAUUUGAAUGAAAACUUACAACAAACCGAUCUAAAAACAAUGUGGUCCUCUGGAAUCGAUCUGUCAUCGCUCAAUGUCCCUUCUCGUUCGGAAAAGGAUAAUAAAGAAAUAAAUUUAGAAAAAGAACAAAUUAAGAAUCUCAAAGUUAAAGAAUUAGAAAAACUCCAGAACCAUGAAGAUAAGGAAUUAGAAUCACUUUUAGAUAAGAGGAGCACCAGAACCUUCUUGGACCAUGAAUAUGUAUGUAUUAGUGAUCCAAAACUUCUGAGGACAAAUUUCUCUGAAAUUAAAAAUGAUCCUAUCGUGCCAUAUAGUACACCAAAAGAUGAAGUAAAAUCAUGCAUUUUCCCUAUGAGAGAACCAGAAAUGAAACUUUGGGAACUAAAAAGCAAGGAGAGAGCCGAGAUUGUGAUGCAUCAAAAAUAUCUAUUCAGAAAGCCAGUAAAAUCUUUCAAAGUUUAUCCGUUUUUUUCUAAUAAUGUCUUAAUACAUAAGCAAGCAACCAGACCCUUAUUAAUAAGGUCCAUACAGAAAAUGAAGCGAUAUGAAUAUUUAAAUAAGUUGAAACUAAAGAAGUUUUUCUUUAAAUUUGAAGAAGAAUGGGAACAUGACUGUAAGACUUUUGAAGAUGUUAGUAAAAAGUUACGAGAAGCAGAAAUCGAAUACAAUAAAACUUUAGAAGCAGAAGACAGAGAAAGAGAAGAAAGGGAAAAAGGAAUAGAUCAAAGAAAAUCUGUCGGUUCAUCCAGAAGAAGAAAUAGAGCCGAUUUUGUUGAUGAUGCUGAAAUAGAAAACGUUCUACUGCAAAUUGAUCCUGAUUAUAAACAUAUUCAAGCAGCUGCAUCUAUUCCUUCAAUGAUCCUUGAUCCAAUCGAAAAAUUCUCCAUGAAGUUUCAAAAUGUAAAUAAUCUGGUCACGGAUAAAAAUAACUGGGCCAAAAGAGUGCUAAAGGAUGGAAUUGACACAUUCACUGAACAGGAACAUGAGUUGUUUUUAGACGCUUAUUUGAAUAAUCCAAAAAAAUUCGGAAAAAUUUCACAUUUGAUGGGAGGUUUAAGAACAGCAGAAGAAUGUGUAUUGCAUUAUUAUAGAACAAAGAAAGAAGUAGACUACAAGGCUUUAUUGAAAGCAAAAAAUGAAAAGAGGAAGAGUAAUGCAAGACGCAAGAGGAAGAAAAUCAAUGAAGUAGAGAAUGAAAGCCCUAUUAUUGAAUCACCCGUUGUUGAAAAGCCACUAAUUUCCCAUGGUGACACCUCCAGGGUUGAAAAUCAUAUUGAAUCCGCUACGUUAGUAAAGGAAGAAACGAUGGAAGUGAGCAAAAACACUCUAAAUGGAGAAAGGAUGGUAAACGAAAAUCAUUAUGGACCAGUAACUGAAAGCAAUGAAAAAGAUAAUAAUGAAGUUGAAAGUCUAGCAACUGGAAAAACGGAAGAUGAUGUAAUUGAAUCUGAUAGUGCGGUUGUCGUUGCUAUUGAUAACAAUCAAACAUCACAGAAUAUAGGACUGGAACCUCCAGUGAUUCCUUUGAAAUACGAUGCAAUUAACGAAAGUGAGAAAGAUGUCCAUGAAAGCUUGCAUAUUGAUGACAAAGUUACUGAUGACCAUAAUAAGACUGACCAUAUUCUAUCACAAGAUGAGGCUGAGAUGUCUGAAGGGAAUGAUACGGCACAGAGGAAAAAAAUGAAAUUGAAUGAUCAUAAAUCUAGUUAUUGGAGUGUUAAAGAAGCUAAUGCGUUCCCUGACUUAUUAAAGCAAUUUGGAUCUCGUUGGACCUUGAUAUCAGAAAAGCUAGGAACUAAAUCUACCACUAUGGUUAGAAAUUACUAUCAGAGAAAUGCAGCUCAGUUUGGUUGGAAGGCUUUGGUGGAAGAAGCAGAUUUCAGGAGAAAUUCAAAAAGUUUAGGAUCUCUUCAAGAGGCUCAAAUGCUAAUUCAACCUGACCAAAGAAGCUUAAGUAAUAAUAUACCGGAACAACAAAAGCCAGCUCUUGGAUUCUUUUCAAGCCAACCAAGCAACAACAGCUUUUUUCAAAACGUAAGUGGACAGAGCACACCAACACAUCCUUUCAGUGUGGAUCCUGGAAGAAGUUCCUUUUCGAAGGUCAGUACGCCUGUCUCCGAUCUUCCCCCUCCAAGGCUGCCUUCUAUUCAGUUACAUGGUAGCGCUAAUAUAAGCUCGAUGCGAUCAGAAAACGUUGAGUUGUUAACUCCUACUCUUGGGAGCAAGGAAGAUACUUUAAGUAGUUAUGAAACUAAAGUACGCCCUACCUUGCCAAACAGCGGCGACCCAUCUCAAUCGAGUCAAUUUAUUGGCAACAGGAAUUUUACGAUAAGAAGUUUUUUAAAUAAUGAUGAUUCCAAUGCAACUAAAUCAAAACUUUCAUCCAACAUUAUUAAAGGUAGAACGUCACCCAAAAACAUUGUAGUUCAAGAAUUACCCGCUUCAUUACCACUGUCAGAAGCAAAGUCGAGUUCCAUUUCUUCGUUACUAAAUCCAGUGACAAACUCUAGCCUUUCCCCCGCAAGCAAAAAUAACGUGACACCUUCCAUGGCUAUUUUCCAUCCUCCUUAUACCAUCGCGUCACAGGCCACAAAUGACACACCACAUGCAGUUGAGACGAAUAAUACGCUGGUAAACAAACUCAAUUUUGCUAACGAUCCACUAGCAGCUCUAGCAGCAAUCGCAUCCGCAUCGGAGAACACCAAAUCCGCCGCUACCCAGAAGGCAAGAGAAUAA
Messenger RNA from Kazachstania africana CBS 2517, 3855 nucleotides. It is a transcript of the gene SNT1, whose product is annotated as Snt1p. Gene Ontology annotation, biological process: regulation of transcription by RNA polymerase II. Gene Ontology annotation, cellular component: Set3 complex. The record is from RefSeq and is a predicted model, not a curated record. Lineage: Eukaryota; Fungi; Ascomycota; Saccharomycetes; Saccharomycetales; Saccharomycetaceae. The transcript has a single exon. Bases 1 to 3855 code for a protein of 1284 amino acids.